UAUCCGUAAAAAACGUCCCCCGAUCGUGCCAGUGCCAACCUUUACCGACUCCCACCUACUCUCCUCAACGAUAUAAACCCUUGCCUUGAUCCGACAUUAUGGCUUCAUACGGAAAUACUAUGCCAAUGGCCGCUCCUCGUCAUGGCCAGCAGGCCGCCUACGGUGCGCCAAUGCAGGUCCAUGGCCAAAUCCCCUUACAAGGACCACCCGCCCCUGCUGGCACCUUCGCUCCGGGUACCAAGAUACAGGUCGGCAACCAUAGGGUAGUGAUUCAAAAAUAUUUGUCUGAGGGUGGAUUUGCACACGUUUACCUAGUGAAGAUGCCUCAACCCAUCAAUGGAACUGACCAAGCCGUGCUGAAGAGAGUCGCCGUGCCGGACAGGGAGACUCUUCGUGGGAUGCGGACAGAGGUCGAAACAAUGAAACGACUUAAAGGACAUAAGACGAUUGUUACAUAUAUCGACUCACACGCAUCCGAGCUAGGUGGUGGUGGAUAUGAGGUCUUCUUACUCAUGGAAUAUUGCAAUGGAGGAGGGCUGAUCGACUUCAUGAAUACCCGGCUACAACACCGACUUACCGAACCCGAGAUUUUGAAUAUUUUCUCAGACGUUGCAGAAGGGGUUGCUUGUAUGCAUUAUCUCAAACCGCCUUUGCUACAUCGAGAUUUAAAGGUCGAGAACGUCCUAAUUACGAUGCAUGGAUCCCGAAGGAAAUUUAAGCUGUGCGAUUUUGGCUCGGCAGCACCGCCCAGAGCCGCGCCUCAGACGGUGGUGGAAUGCCGUUUGGUGGAUGAAGAUGUUCAAAGACAUACUACUUUACAAUAUAGAAGUCCGGAGAUGAUUGACGUAUACCGAAAACAACCGAUAGACGAGAAGUCGGACAUUUGGGCUCUUGGCGUGCUUCUUUAUAAGCUCUGCUACUAUACAACUCCAUUUGAGGAACAAGGGCAACUUGCUAUAUUAAAUGCAAGCUUUAGGUUCCCUAGCUACCCGCCCUUUUCGGAUAGGCUAAAACAACUAAUUGCAUCUAUGCUGAGGGAAGACUUACGAUCUCGGCCGAACAUUUACCAAGUGCUCCGAGAAAGUUGCUUGAUGCAGGGUAUUGAUGUACCCAUACAUGAUAUUUAUUCUGGAAAAUCCCAAUCAGGAAAAGGCGAGAAGCAACCAUCUUCUGGAAAGGAGGGAAGAGGUACUCCAGGCAUAGGUGCAGUAUAUUCUCCACCACAGCAACCACAAACCCAGGCAAUACCUGAGGUUACACCCAUGAGGCGUGGAAGGCCAUCUGCUGCUAGCCAAUCCGCUCCAAGUCAACAUACUCCAAAACUGGCGCCAAAACCAAGCCCAUCUCCGGCGAGAGUCACAAACGGCGACCCGUUCGCUGCCCUUGACUCUAAAACAGGAUCAAAAUUCGACGCGGACGAAUUAUCGUCAAGAUUUCCAACCCUCGAUCAGUUCUCCCUCCUACACGAUCAGGGCACUAAGUUUGAUUUCGACAACCCAACUUCCCCUGCGGAUCCGCAAAAGCAACUAAGCCAACGUGUUACCGACCAACUUGCAGACAAUGCCUUUGCUAGACCCCAACCUACGGCGGGAGCAGCCCCUCCAGGCCAGAGACAGUCAACAGAUUUAAAUAGAGUGAGGUCGGUAAACGCCGCGACUGAUAUACAAAGGACAUCUCCCCCGCCUGGAUCUACGAAUAAGCCUGGUUCUGCUCCUCCUAAGCCAACCGAAAUGAGCCGUGCCUCGGCCAUAAUCUCUAGUAAUCCUGAGCUCCAAGCUAUCUCAUCUCCGCCACAGACUUCCCAAGAUACCGCAAAGCCGGGCAUGGUGUCUAUUGGGACGAUGACCAGUGAUACACCUCCCCCUGAAAGACAAAUUCGGGACUAUCCUCCUAUUCACAGAUUCCCUCCAGCAGACCAACAGCGCACAUCGAGUUUGCCAAGACAGCAAGAGUCAACAGGCACUGGCCAAAGACGACCAGAUAUGGCUUACCCAUUGCGACCCACCCCAACUCCUCGCCUUGAUUCUAUCCCGCCUCCACAAGGACACGCCCGACACUCUUCUUCAUCGCGCCCAUCCCUUGAAACCGGUCGACCGAGCGCUGAACAGCUAGACGCACUAUCCAAACCACCAAUCGGAGGGCGUCCCAGGCCUGUUAGUACUUAUCUAGAAUCUGAUAUGGAUUACCUUCGGGAGCGGGAAGCGGCACCUAGACCACUCCGUUCCCCUGGAUUUUCGCCAAAGCUACGUGGAAAUUCUUCGUCGCCGAGGCUCGAGCCUCAAGACGACUCGGCAAUAGAAUCAAAUGUGGACUUCCUCCGAUCAAUGGAGGACCCAGACGGAAAGAAGAAGGAUAAGGGUGUUAAGCAACAUGGGAAGCGUGCUAGUAUCACAUCCUUAUCUGGUACUAAGAAUAUCCUUGCCGGGAGGUUUGGCGAUGCUUUCAAACGGUUUGAGGGUAAUCCUUCGGGUUCUGGUGCACGGACCCCAUCUCCACUUAAAGAUAUGGAACGCCACGAUCUCACCCCUAUCGCGGGAUCAGAGGCAACUGACGGCCGCAGCGAUGACGGCCACCUUCUCGGGGAGCCCGAAAUGACACCGGAGAUGCGACGAGAACUCGAAGCCCAAGCUCUCGCCGAAGAGGAACGGCGGGUAGAGGCGGCAGCAGCCGAGUAUAAGCAGCGAAUGGCAGCGCGAGACGCAGGAGGCUCGUCAGCCCCGCUACCUAAGAGCAUCGGCGGCGUGUCGCGAGCCGUGAGCAUACAGAACCGCGUGCAGAACCUGUUAGACGAGUCCCAGAAGUCCUCGCAACAAGUCCAGCGCACGGCAACCGGCUACGGCAAGUUCUCAGACGCGGCCACAGUCAAAAGUCGUCCGGAAAAACAACUCCCUGAAGUCCCAAAGAAACUCGUCACCGGCAACCGUGGCAACGCCCCGCCCCUCAAACCCGUCUCUACGAUCGAGGUUCCACGGGGUCGCGCCCCCGCCGACCCAACUUCGCCGAAUAAACCCACGCUCCCGCCCAAACCUACGCAUUUAAAUAAACUGCCAACGGGAGGCGGGCGCGCUAGAUCGCCUCCGAAGGGACGCGGUGCGGGACCCGCGCAGCGCAGUUCUUCGGAGCAUUUGGCUGGUGUGGGGUUGCCGGGCCGUCCGAUCCUCGAUAUGAGCUUUAAGGAGAAAGAGGACUAUAUACAGGAUUUCACGAAACGGUUCCCGAGCUUGAGCUCGAUUGAGAUGGUUGAGCGUGAUUUGGAUGAUGAGGCGGAGGGGACGGGGAGGCGGUGAUGGGGUGGUGUGGUGGUAAUUUAGGGGAGGGGAAAGAUGAGUUAAGAGGGGGGAGGUGAGGUGAGAGGUGGUGAGAGCAGAGGAGGGAAGGAAGUGGAUAGAAGAUAGAUGGUGUAGAGGAGGAGCCUCAUAUCAGGCAUAGACGAGUUAAAGACAGCUAAGGCGUGCAAGAUAGAGCGCAGCGCAGCG
Annulohypoxylon maeteangense is the source of this 3476-nucleotide messenger RNA. Its product is annotated as kinase-like protein. The record is from RefSeq and is a predicted model, not a curated record. Gene Ontology annotation, biological process: protein autophosphorylation; actin filament organization; actin cortical patch assembly. NCBI's taxonomy places the organism in Eukaryota, Fungi, Ascomycota, Sordariomycetes, Xylariales, Hypoxylaceae. Bases 99 to 3287 code for a protein of 1062 amino acids. Gene Ontology annotation, molecular function: ATP binding; protein serine/threonine kinase activity. The transcript has 3 exons. Gene Ontology annotation, cellular component: cytoplasm.